AUGUCCAAGUCUUGGAAGGCAACAUUGAAGCUCCCAGUGUCUAAGUUUCCUGCACGACCGAACCCAAAGCUUCAAGCUCAGUACUUGCGACAAUGCACAGAUGAUCUAUACGCUUGGCAGGCGGCGAAUCGGCCAGCCGAUGACCCUUUCGUCCUUCACGAUGGGCCUCCUUACGCCAAUGGCCCAUUGCACAUCGGCCAUGCGAUUAACAAAAUCGUGAAGGAUAUGAUCGUCAGAACCAGAUUACAGCAGGGCCGGCGCAUCAUAUACCGCCCAGGAUGGGAUUGUCACGGACUCCCAAUUGAAAUGAAAGCGCUCGGGUCGAGCAAUGGAAAGGGAAUGAACCCAGUCAAGAUCCGAGACCAGGCAAAGCGCCUAGCAUCCAAGACGGUUACGGAACAGAUGAAAGGGUUCCGGUCGUUCGCAGUUCUAGCCGACUGGGAGAACAAAUGGACAACCAUGGAUCCGGAUUAUGAGAUACGACAACUGCAAGUAUUCCAGGAACUCGUCCGUCGCGGUCUCAUCUACCGCAAACGCAAACCAAUCUACUGGUCAAUAUCGAGCCGUACCGCAUUGGCAGAAGCCGAAUUGGAGUACAAGGAUGACCACAAGUCUACUUGCGCAUACGUCAAAUAUCCCAUCGUAUCAGACUGGACACAUCUUCCUGGAACUGCACAACUUCAAGGACCCCUUCAUGCAGCGAUUUGGACCACUACUCCAUGGACACUCCCUGCUAAUAAGGCAAUUGCGGUUCACGAGGACCUUGCAUAUGCUAUUGUUCAGGCCGAUGGAUAUGGGCUUAUUGUGGCUGAAAACCUCAUUGAACAAAUCCAAAGCCGCAUCCCCGGCACAACUGUUCUUGCGCAGGGCAUUCUAGGAUCUCAGCUUAGAGGCUUGGAGUACCGUAACAGGCUCCAGGGGCCAUCGGGAGCACCACAGCCCAUCAUUCACGGGGACUUUGUCACUGCUGAUUCCGGAACGGGACUCGUACACGUCGCUCCUGGCCACGGACAAGAAGACUAUGAUGCUUGCUCGAAACUAGGCAUAGAAGCAUUCGCACCAAUCACCGACGAGGGUCACUUCACUAAAGAGGCCUUUCCCGAAGACCCUGAAAGGCUAGUAUCAGCACCCAGCAUUCUUGACGGGGGCAGUCGCGCGGUUUUGGAUAUUCUAGCUGAGGAUGUACUGGCUACUCAUUUUAUCGCCCACAAGUACCCUUAUGAUUGGCGGACAAAACAACCUGUAGUCACACGAGCAACAAGCCAAUGGUUCGCAGACGUGGGCAGUAUCAAGGAUGAUGCGCUAGAAGCCCUUAAAUCGGUUCACUUCAUCCCUCAAACCGGGCGUAAUAGACUCGAGAAUUUCGUUAAGGGCCGUAGCGAGUGGUGCAUAUCACGCCAAAGAGCAUGGGGUGUUCCUAUACCUGCCCUGUACGAUUCCGAGGGUAACUCUGUUAUGACAGUCGAGUCGAUUGACCAUAUCCUUUCCACCAUGCGACAGCGAGGGUCUCAGGCCUGGUUCUCAGAUGUGCCAGAUGACCCAGCAUGGGUCGCGCCCUCAUUGCAAGGCACCUUUCGUCGCGGGACUGAUACGAUGGAUGUUUGGUUUGACAGUGGCAGUAGUUGGACCGAAACUCCCCAACAAGCCGACGUAUACCUUGAGGGCAGCGACCAACACCGAGGGUGGUUUCAGUCGAGUCUCCUAACCUACAUCGCGACAAGAAAUCCACAAACAACUCCAGGCUCGUCCUCAUCUGGCUUGUGGCAGGAUGCUGCUGUGGGGGGCAUCAGAGCUCCCUUUAAAACUCUCAUUACGCACGGUUUUACGCUUGACGAUAAUGGUAAAAAGAUGUCAAAGUCCCUAGGCAACACCAUCUCCCCUGAGGAAGUCAUGAAUGGCAGUCUCCUACCUCCUAUCAAGGGCAAAGGCAAGUCUGAGCCACGGCCGGAUGCCCUGGGCCCCGACGCUCUUCGUGUACUUGCGGCCACCAGCGAUUAUACAACAGACAUGGCUAUUGGCUCAUCUGUGCUCAAGCCUGUCCACACAACCCUUCUCAAGUACCGCAGUAUUCUCAAGAUGCUUACUGGAUCAUUACACAAAUCAAGUCGUCAAGCGCCACUAUCCAAGCUCGAUCACAUUGCCUUCAUGCAGCUGACUGAUACAAUGUCCCGCGUUUUAUCUGCGUUUGACCAAUACGAGUUUCACCGUGGAACUCAGAUUAUCAAUCAUUGGAUUUCCACCGAGCUGUCUGCCUUCUAUCUUGAGUCUCUAAAGGACAGACUGUAUUGUGGUGACGGCGGCGGCAUUAUUGAGCCGAUUUUUAUUGGCUUGCUUCGGAUGCUUGCUCCUGUUACGCCGCUCCUAGUGGAAGAGUCCUGGGCUCAUCGCCCCCAGUGGAUGGCUGAUGACAGCCCCUUGAUUGACCCCUCCCGGAUCAAACUCGACGAGAAUACCCUUCGCAGCGAUUGGAGCAUCAUAGCACCGAUCCGCGACUCCGUCAAGUAUGCCCUUGAGCAGGCCAGAGAGUCCAAGAAUAUCGGGAGUUCCCUACAGUGCCAAGUGAUAGUCCAAACGACCAGCGAACAAGUAAAGUCAUGCUUGGAGCGCUACCGCGACGAGCUCGACUCCAUCUUCAACGUCUCAUCAGUUGAGAUCAACGCACUUCUUCCUCAAGAUCCAGUAUGGAUAUAUCAACAUGCCUUUGAACAAGACGGCUGGAGCGGGAGUGUACAUGUCGUACCUCCCACAGAAAGCAAAUGCUCAAGGUGUUGGAGGUAUCUCGCCGAAGAGGAGGAUGGUCUGUGUACGAGAUGCGACCAUGUCGUUGCCGGACUCCCAUGA
Molecule: messenger RNA, 2841 nt
Organism: Clonostachys rhizophaga
Lineage: Eukaryota; Fungi; Ascomycota; Sordariomycetes; Hypocreales; Bionectriaceae
Source: the annotation of a GenBank genome assembly